GGAGCCAGUAGCGACGGCGGCGGCGGCCGAGGCUCGCGGCUCCCCCGUGCGCGGCUCCGGCUCCCCGAGACUCCGAUCCCCGCGCGCAGAGGUUAUAAACAGACCUAGGGGAUGUGUGAUCACUGCUGAGUGACUGUGCGACUCCCCACCCCCAAUCUGCAGGGAGAACUGGGGACCUGCAGGGCACAGGCAUGCCCGUGCUGUCUGAGGACUCGGGUUUGCAUGAGACUCUAGCAUUGCUCACUUCUCAGCUCAGACCCGAUUCCAAUCACAGGGAGGAGAUGGGCUUCCUGAGGGAUGUCUUCAGCGAGAAAAGUCUCAGCUACUUGAUGAAGAUUCACGAGAAACUCCGCUAUUAUGAGAGGCAGAGCCCAACUCCGGUCCUGCACAGCGCCGUGGCCCUUGCUGAGGAUGUGAUGGAGGAGCUGCAGGCCACCUCGGUGCAGGGCGAGGAGAGAGAGCUGCUGCAGCUGCUGUCCACCCCGCACCUCAGGGCUGUGCUCAUGGUACACGACACAGUUGCCCAGAAGAACUUUGACCCUGUUCUGCCACCUCUGCCUGAUAAUAUCGAUGAGGAUUUUGAGGAGGAAUCUGUGAAGAUUGUCCGCUUGGUGAAGAACAAGGAACCCCUGGGUGCCACCAUCAGGAGGGAUGAGCACUCAGGGGCUGUUGUGGUGGCCAGGAUCAUGCGAGGGGGUGCAGCAGACCGGAGUGGCCUGGUCCAUGUUGGCGAUGAGCUCCGAGAGGUGAACGGGAUCGCGGUCCUCCACAAGCGGCCUGACGAGAUCAGCCAGAUUCUGGCCCAGUCCCAGGGAUCCAUCACCCUCAAGAUCAUCCCUGCCACCCAGGAGGAGGACCGCUUCAAGGAGAGCAAGGUGUUCAUGCGUGCCCUUUUCCACUAUGACCCUCGGGAGGACCGAGCCAUCCCUUGCCAGGAGGCAGGUCUGCCUUUCCAGCGACGGCAGGUCCUGGAGGUGGUGAGCCAGGAUGAUCCCACGUGGUGGCAGGCCAAGCGAGUGGGGGACACCAACCUUCGAGCUGGCCUCAUCCCCUCCAAGCAGUUCCAGGAGAGACGUCUAAGCUACCGGAGAGCCACUGGUACCCUUCCAAGCCCUCAGAGCCUCAAGAAGCCCUCCUAUGAUCAGCCCUGUGACAAAGAGACCUGUGACUGUGAGGGGUACUUCAAAGGGCACUACGUGGCUGGUCUUCGGAGGAGCUUCCGGCUGGGCUGCAGGGAGAGGCUGGGUGGCUCACAGGAAGGGAAGACAUGUGCAGGAGCUGAGGCCCCAGAUCUCCUGACCUAUGAGGAGGUGGCCAGGUACCAACACCAGCCUGGCGAGAGGCCCCGCCUGGUGGUUCUGAUUGGGUCGCUGGGAGCCCGAUUGCAUGAACUGAAGCAAAAGCUGGUGGCUGAGAAUCCCCAGCACUUUGGGGUCGCUGUUCCACGUAAGAGGGACACCACCAGAGCCCGCAAGAGCCAUGAGAAGGAAGGGGUGGAAUAUCACUUUGUCUCCAAGCAAGCAUUCGAGGCCGACUUACAUCACAACAGGUUCCUGGAGCAUGGCGAAUAUAAGGACAAUCUCUAUGGAACCAGCCUGGAAGCCAUUCAGGCUGUUAUGGCCAAAAACAAAGUUUGUUUGGUGGACGUGGAACCAGAAGCAUUGAAACACCUCAGGACCUCCGAGUUCAAGCCCUAUGUUAUAUUUGUAAAGCCUGCAAUCCCGGAGAAAAGGAAGACGUCACCUAUGUCCCCGCCUUGUGAGGACACAGCAGCUCCACUUGAGGAGCAGCAACAAGAGAUGGCCGCUUCUGCCGCCUUCAUCGAUCAGCACUACGGGCACCUGGUGGACACCGUGCUGGUGAGAGAGGACCUGCAGGGCGUCUGCAGCCAGCUCAGGGCAGUCUUAGAGAAGCUGAGCAGGGACACUCACUGGGUCCCCGUCAGUUGGGUCAGGUAACUUUAUCCCAGAACACGCAGGCUGGAGGAGGCCUCGAAGACCCUCUGUCGUCACUUUACCAUCAAGGAAUGUCAGACGCAGAGAGGGGGGCCACGUUUUCCACAAAUGCCAUCAUCAAGAAGAGUAGCAGUGGGAAGCUUCGUUUGUCGUUGGAUUUUUUUUUUUUUGUCUGUCAUUUUCCGCUGCACCCCUUUGACUCAUGUGUUGAAGGGACAGUUCACAAAAUUAACACUCGUCAUUCAUUAAACUAUCGCAGGCAAGUUGGCCUUGAUUCUUUGUACCAAAGCGACAUAGCCACUGUCUUUUAGGGGUGGCGGUGGUGAAUGUCACAGCGGUGUGGAGGAGUAUAAAUAUGACAUUCCAUUUACAAAACUGUGUUGGAAAUUAAGCUGUUUUACCCACGGGGAUCUUCCAUGCAACUGAAGGCAGCCCCCUUGUCUUGUAGCACUAAAGUGUUACCUUAAAACUGGUAAUAGAAUAAUUGAUUGUGGGCCCUUUUAAAUAGUGGGCGCACACGGACUUGUCUGGGAAGACGUGGGGCACGCCGAACUGCUGUGAGGGUUACUGUACUGUUUUGUGGCGCCGCGGUGCCUGUGCGGACUGUGGUGAGAUGUAAGACUGUGUGUCUGUCCUCUUUCUGAACACCUUUGCAUCCUGAAAGUGAGUUCUUGCUUUGUUUCAUUCUAUUCCACCCGCUGUCCCUUGUCAUACUGACUUGGUUCCCGCCCUGCCUCUGUCUUCAGGUUAUAAGAGUUCCUACUGUGUUAAAUUGUGGGGAACCAGACAACUCCCCUUUUCACAGCUGUGCCACAGUCAACAGUAAGUCAGUUCUGUCAGAAUAAAAUUACAUAGAUUUGGGCCAGAGAGAUGGCUUAGUGGUUCAGGCCCUUGCCUGCAAAGCCUAAGGACCCAGGUUUGAUUCUCCAGGUCCCACGUAAGCCAGAUGCACAUGGU
Messenger RNA from Jaculus jaculus (lesser Egyptian jerboa), 2912 nucleotides. It is a transcript of the gene Mpp3, whose product is annotated as MAGUK p55 scaffold protein 3. NCBI's taxonomy places the organism in Eukaryota, Metazoa, Chordata, Mammalia, Rodentia, Dipodidae. The record is from RefSeq and is a predicted model, not a curated record. The coding region runs from base 192 to 1958 and encodes 588 amino acids. Gene Ontology annotation, molecular function: protein binding. Gene Ontology annotation, cellular component: cell-cell junction; plasma membrane. The transcript is spliced from 19 exons.